UUACUUAACGUAACAACUGUCACUUAUUCUCAUGGAGGUUGACAGUUUCAAUCUGUUCCAGUCAGCAAAAGUGCACUACUCAUCAUUAGUCAUUUCAUCUGCAAAACCAACAGAUUUUGAAGAUCUCUCCCUUCAACCUCCAAAGAUGAUCAAUCCUAUUAUGGUCAUCCUAUUUCUACUCUGUGUCUUCAAUGUUCAAUCACAUCUUUUUAACCAAGGAUCUGUGAAAUCAUCUCUUGCUGCCAAUAAGAUGUCCGGACAAGGAACUGCAUUUCGUCGUUUCAACAAGGAGUGGGAUGAUGGUUCAGGCAUGGAUCCAUUAUGCACUAACACCAGCAGAACGGACAUGGCAGCCACAG
Molecule: messenger RNA, 359 nt
Organism: Tigriopus californicus
Lineage: Eukaryota; Metazoa; Arthropoda; Copepoda; Harpacticoida; Harpacticidae
Source: RefSeq, a predicted model, not a curated record